Molecule: messenger RNA, 3075 nt
Organism: Candidula unifasciata
Lineage: Eukaryota; Metazoa; Mollusca; Gastropoda; Stylommatophora; Geomitridae
Source: the annotation of a GenBank genome assembly
AUGCCUAUGUGCAAACUCAAAGAUGCUGAUGCCUUGUGGGAAGCAGUACAACAUCACCAUCAGCAGCAGCUGCUACAACAUCAGCAGCAAAUGUUGAGUUUACAGCAAAAUUGUGUUCACUGCAAGCAAGCAAAACAUGGCCAGCAAUGCCCGUUUCAGCCAAAAUUGGAUCCAGAAUUAUCUCGACAACUUGAUGCUGAGCUGGCAAAGUCUGGUUUAUUGCCAGGUGGGGCUGGAGAUUGUGGUGCAGAUUCUGUGGCUGGUUUGGGAGAUGCAGCUGAUGACAGGGGUAGUAGUGACAGUGGUGGCAGUGUCAACCCAAGCAUGUGUGCCACAUGUCAGUGUCAUGCUUGUCUUAAGCAGAGUGGGCAUGUCAUCUCUGCAUCGUUACCCCUGCAGAUACCAGAGUCGCCUCCACCAGCUGAACUGCAUCUCUACCCCCACAUCCACGGGCUUUCACAGAAUCAUCCACAGCAUUAUAUGUUGGACCUUCCUUCGCCACUUUUGCCCCCUCUCAAACUUCCUUUCAAAUUAGAUUUUGAUGCCCACACUGGAAUGCAAGACCACCUCUCCUAUACAUACAGUGAUUGGGACAACACAGUGCAACCACGCCCGGGAUCUUUGGCGGCCCAGCACCAUCACCAGCAUCAUCAGCGUCUGUCCGCCCUGAGCUCAGACCUUUUACCACCGCCACUAGUCACCUCUGUGGCCCCCUUCACUUUUGAUCUGGCCUCCCACUUGGCUACCCAUACCACGCACACCUCCACUACAAAUACCACAAGUGCUUUCAAAUCGGUAGCAGGCAAGCCUCUGAUUUCCUCCAUUCUUCCUACUGUUAGCAAUGUAAACCACAUCCUUUCUGAUGGGAGUUCUGUUGAUCCUUUAAGGCCGGUAGAUUUCACAUCUCAUUCAAAAAUUCCCCAGUCAUGUUUGAACUUAAACUCUGUUUCUUCUUCUGCAUUUUCUUCCCUAUCAUUUUCUUGCCCCACUACAUCUGCACCUUCCUCCUCCAUACCUGGUUUGCCAAUGACAUCUCUGACAUCUAAAUCAAAUGGCUCUUGCCAUGGCCCUCCCUGUUCGCGGCCAGCACCAGUUGGCGGUAACACUUCAUCGAGCAAGUGGGAAAGGAAUCAGCACUGUAGAAAAUUCAGUGCUGGGAACAAACCAGUGGUGGGAGUUCCGAACCAGAACCCUCAGCACAGCAUGGGAGCCCUUCCUCUUACUGGUAGUUUGCAAGGGCCACCUUUACCUACCUCACCAUCUGUGUUGAAGAAUUUAAAUUUUACCUCUAAGCACAACACCCAAACAUGUUCUCAUCCUCUGAUAUCAAGGCCAGGGCUUUCUCCCCAUCCAGCCCCUGGUGCCCCAACCACAACUUUCCCCCCCACAACAGGCGGCACUGGUAUCUCCCUGUCAUGUAGCAACAGCUCGCCACCCAUGGUCAACAAUGUCGGAGUGGGAACAUCCAGCCCGUGUCAUGAGCCGGAAUGUAAUGCCCACCACCAUGAUGACAACUGUGACAGUGUUGAUGACAGCUGCUCAGAAAAGAGCUCCAGCACAUCUACUUCCAACCAGAAGGAAGGGAAGUACUGUGACUGCUGCUACUGUGAAUUUUUUGGACACAGCAAUACUCAGGUUGCCAAAACAAGCACAAACUAUAUAGAAAUGAAGGACAGGUUGAGAAAGAAAUUAAAAAAGCGGUCGGAGAGCAAGCACAAGCAGGGGACUCCAAAGAAUGGGUUCAUACUGGAUGGGGAAAAGGAAGAGCUUGAUCCACUGGAAAAGAAAGGUUUGGAUGGUCUGCUUAGCUUCAUUAAUGGAACAGACAAGGAGGGUCACAGGAAGGAUAUUGAGAAGGAGCUGACAGCAAAAGCUGCUAAACGGGCACGGCAGAAACAGAAAAAGUUAGAAGAGAAAGCAAGACAAGCAAAGAGCACCUCACCAACUGACAAACACAUUCAGCCAGAACCAGAGAGCACCUUACGACAGCUGCUCCUGAAUCAGACCCUUAAUGCAGGAAGUCAGUCUGGCCUUGAUUUCAAACUGAGCAUGAUGAAACCAAAGUCUCAGAGAGCCCGCUCAGCUUCAGGGAAGAAUAACUCGCAUGAAGAGCUGGUUGUGAAAGAUGCUGGCCCAUCCAUGUUGAAGCAGGAAAUCAAUAGGUCUUCCUUAAUUAUAGAAUCUACCCGUCCCACCAUUUCCUUAUCGCCAAAAAAUGUAGAUAAGUUUACUAGCUCCCAGCAAAGGUUACUGGCGGGAAAUAGUGAAUCAUCUCAACACAUGCUGCACUUCUUAAAUGCUUUGCAACAGCAAAGGCACAAUCACCAGAAUAAAAACAAAUCUGCAAAUCCAUCUUCCAUAAAUAAUUCAAAAGGUGCAUCGGCUGCUCAGUUAAAAUGUGAUGGAACAGUCAAUAGAGCUUUCUCUGCUAAAUCUAGUAGUGAGCCUAAUAAAGUCAAUGGUGUGGCUAAACAGCAGAAUGAUUGUCAUCAUCAGCUGCAGCAAAAUCCCCAGAAUCAGAAACAGCAGCAACUAAAUAAGAUAAUGAAUGGUAAGAUAGCAACGUCAUCAUCAUCAUCAUCUCAGUCAACAGGAGCUAGUAAUCAUGUAGCAACCAGCGAUGCUGAUUGGCCCAGCCAGCCUGAGCCUCAUGUUUAUGUGAAUGGACGCUCAGGCAAACAUGAGGGAGUUGGCAACACAUUAUCCACACCUGUUACAACUACUGUCGCUUCCAACGGCAAGAAUCCUUCAGUUGAUAGCCCUAAUGCAGGAUGUGGUAAUUCAGCUUCACAGUCGCCCUCAUGUGGAACAAAGCUUGCACCAGAACAGGGGAAAACAAAUGGCAAAUCCAAGAAAAACAAGAAAAAGAACAAGAAUGGCACUGUCAGAGGAGUUGAUGAGAUUUUUAUGCCAAAGUCUGAGUCAGAGUUGGAUGGAGAUGUCGAUGAUUUUGAAAGAGAGUUAGAGGAAUUUAAACGGUUUUGCUUUGAACCAGCGGAACCAAAAGAGAGGAGAAAAAUUUCAGUCAAUGUGAAUCUGAAAGAUAUUUUCAAGAAAAAAACAGGCUUGGUGUAG